Salvelinus sp. IW2-2015 is the source of this 3301-nucleotide messenger RNA. RefSeq names its product XPA binding protein 2 (gene xab2). Gene Ontology annotation, biological process: generation of catalytic spliceosome for first transesterification step; mRNA splicing, via spliceosome. Lineage: Eukaryota; Metazoa; Chordata; Actinopteri; Salmoniformes; Salmonidae. The record is from RefSeq and is a predicted model, not a curated record. Gene Ontology annotation, cellular component: post-mRNA release spliceosomal complex; Prp19 complex; U2-type catalytic step 2 spliceosome. Gene Ontology annotation, molecular function: protein binding.
CGUUGGAAGAGUCAGGAAGUUUAGUAACAAUAUAUACAUUUUGGGGUACUUUUGACACUACGGGUGUUAAUUUUGAUCAUAAAAACAAAAAUGCCCUCUCUAAAUGGGAAACCGGACGUCAUGUUUGAGGAAGAUGACCUGCCUUAUGAGGAGGAGAUCAUCAGGAAUCCGUACUCGGUCAAGUGCUGGAUGCGCUACAUCGAGUUCAAACAGAAUGGCGUCAAGUCCAUCCUCAACAUGAUCUAUGAACGAGCUCUGAAAGAGCUACCUGGCAGUUACAAGUUAUGGUACAACUACCUGAGAGAGAGACGGAAACAGGUCAAAGGGAAGUGCAUCACGGAGCCAGCCUACGAGGAGAUCAACAACUGCCAUGAAAGAGCACUGGUUUUCAUGCACAAGAUGCCGAGGAUCUGGCUGGACUACUGCCAGUUCCUGGUAGCUCAGUGUAAGAUCACCAGGAGCAGACGCACGUUUGACCGAGCACUCCGAGCCCUGCCCGUCACUCAGCACCCUCGCAUCUGGCCCCUGUACCUCCGCUUUGCCCGGAACCUGCCCCUGCCUGAGACCGCCAUCCGUGUCUAUCGCAGGUACCUCAAGCUGUCCCCAGAGAAUGCAGAGGAGUACAUAGAUUACCUGCGUUCCUGCGGCAAGCUGGAUGAAGCAGCGGUGCGUCUGGCAGCCGUUGUCAACGAUGAGAGCUUUGUGUCCAAAGAGGGCAAGUCUAACUACCAGCUAUGGCACGAGCUGUGUGACCUGAUCUCUCAGAACCCAGACAAGGUGAACUCUCUGAAUGUUGGGGCCAUCAUCCGUGGAGGCCUCACUCGUUUCACAGACCAGCUGGGCAAACUCUGGUGCUCCCUGGCUGACUACUACAUUCGCAGUGGACAUUUUGAAAAGGCUCGUGAUGUGUAUGAGGAGGCCAUCUUGACGGUGGUGACGGUGAGAGAUUUCACCCAGGUGUUCGACAGCUACGCCCAGUUUGAGGAGAGCAUGAUCGCUGCCAAGAUGGAGACUACCUCCGAGAUGGGGAAAGAUGAAGAAGAGAACAUAGACCUGGAGCUGCGUCUGGCCCGCUUUGAGCAGCUGAUCGCCCGCAGGCCCCUCCUGCUGAACAGUGUGCUGCUGAGACAGAACCCCCACAACGUCCACGAGUGGCAUAAGAGGGUCAAACUGUACGAGGGGAAACCACGACAGAUCAUCAAYACCUACACAGAGGCAGUUCAGACUGURGACCCUAUGAAGGCUACAGGGAAACCCAGCUCUCUCUGGGUCUCCUUCGCCAAGUUCUAYGAGGAGAACGAGCAGCUAGACGACGCGCGGACCAUCUUUGAGAAAGCCACCAAGGUGAACUACAAGCAGGUUGACGACCUGGCUGGCGUGUGGUGUGAAUACGGAGAGAUGGAGCUACGCCAUGAGAACUACGAACAGGCGCUACGUAUACUGAGGAAAGCAACUGCCAUCCCRUCCAAGAAGGCGGAGUACUUUGACGUGUCAGAGCCGGUGCAGAACAGAGUGUACAAGUCUCUGAAGGUCUGGUCCAUGCUGGCUGACCUGGAGGAGAGUAUGGGAACCUUCCAGUCCACCAAGGCGGUGUACGACCGCAUCAUUGACCUGCGCAUAGCCACGCCCCAGAUAAUCAUCAACUACGCCAUGUUCCUGGAGGAGCACAACUACUUUGAGGAGAGCUUCAAGGCGUACGAGCGCGGCAUCGCCCUCUUCAGGUGGCCCAACGUCUAUGACAUCUGGAACACCUACCUCACCAAGUUCAUCGACCGCUACGGGGGCAAGAAGCUGGAGAGGGCCCGGGACCUGUUUGAGCAGGCGCUGGAUGGCUGUCCAGCCAAGUUCGCCAAGACCAUCUACCUGCUGUACGCCAAACUGGAGGAGGAGUUUGGGUUGGCGCGUCAUGCCAUGGCGGUGUACGAAAGAGCCACGCAGGUGGUGGACAACACGGAGAGGCAUCACAUGUUCAACAUCUACAUCAAGAGGGCUGCAGAGAUCUACGGCGUCACCUACACCAGAGCUAUCUACCAGAAAGCCAUCGAGGUGCUUCCAGACGAACACUCCAGGGACAUGUGUCUGCGCUUCGCUGACAUGGAGAGCAAACUGGGCGAGAUCGACCGGGGACGAGCCAUAUACUCCUACUGCUCUCAGAUCUGUGACCCAAGGAUGACGGCUACGUUCUGGCAGACAUGGAAGGAGUUUGAGAUCCGCCAUGGGAAUGAAGACACUAUCCGGGAGAUGCUGAGGAUCAAGCGCAGCGUCCAGGCCACGUAYAACACACAGGUCAACUUCAUGUCCUCACAGAUGAUGAAGGCCAACACCAACGCCACCGGCACCAUCUCAGAUCUUGCCCCGGGCCAGAUGGGGCUGGAUGAUAUGAAACUGUUGGAGCAGCAGGCCCAACUGCUGGCCGCCGAGGCUGAACAGGACAAACCCAAACUCAAAGAGAAGAUCCUCUUCGUCAGGAGUGACACGUCACGCAGCGAGCUGGCUGAACUGGCCAAACAAGCCAACCCUGAUGAGAUUGAUAUUGAUAUUGAUGAUGAGGAUGAGGAUGAAGACCAGGGCCCAGAGGAGGUGCAGUUGGAACAGAAGACCGUCCCCACCGCUGUCUUUGGAGGGCUGAAAGAAGGAGAAGAUUGAAUACAGAUAUGACAUCACUGACGAGCUMCCUGGUCCACGAAUGGAGCCUUUUCAACCCCUGUAAAAUGUAUGAUGAGAAUAGAUUGUGUGGAAUGUGAACUUUGUCAUUUAUCUUUUCUUUGUUGUUGACUGUAAGGGUUCUUGYUCUACAUUCAUAGAUUGUCAAGUCUGCACCAGAUCUGUGAAUAAAAAUGAGAUUUAUCAAUAGAAUUCAAAUGUUCCUUAUUAAAAACAAUUGAAAUGCUCCUUUCUAAAAACAAUGUAAAUGCUCAUUUUCCUUCUAAACAUGAGGACCAAGGCACACUUCAAAGUUAACAUGUUCAAAUUACGAUGGCAUGUUCAAUAGAACAAAAUUGUAAAAACCUCUGACAUGUUUUGGCAUGACUUUUGUCAGGUAGUUUUUAAGAUUUUGUUCUAUUGAACAUGCUACAGUAUCAUAAUAAAGAGUGCCUUGGUCCUCCUUGUUAUUUAUGUCAUAUUAACCCUUUAACCAAAGAGCGCCUUCAACCUACAAAGAUCUACUAGUAGUGUAUCCUAGCAGCACUUAUAAUUCUUUCUACAAAUGCUCCUUGAUGUAGCGAUGCAUUAAAGCAAAACUAGCAUUGGUAACACUGUUGCUCUUUUUCGACAGUUGAAAUCACUGUUUGCUACGGUA